Messenger RNA from Anisakis simplex (herring worm), 1755 nucleotides. The record is from the annotation of a GenBank genome assembly. NCBI's taxonomy places the organism in Eukaryota, Metazoa, Nematoda, Chromadorea, Rhabditida, Anisakidae.
AUGUUGCAGGGUUUGACAGCGUUGCAUUUAGCCGUUUCGCAGCCAGAAUUCCAAGCGGACAUAUUGCGAUUGCUGCUGAAAUCUGGAGCGGAUCUGACCCUAAAAACACCCGAGACUGGAUCGACAGUGUUCCAUCUGGCAGUCGAGAAAGAAUGUGGUGAUCAGAUCCUGCGAAUAAUCGCCGAAGAAAGAGGAAAACCACUUCCCUUAUCGGUAACGGAUGCGAACGACGAGACACCGUUUGCGAAAGCGUUGCUGAAUGGAUUCGUGGAAGCACCGAGAAUCCUGUUGAGAGCCGGAGGAGCCGAUGUGAACGAGGUGGAUCGUAACGGAGUGCCGUUGUUGCUGAGGGCAAUCGCCAAGAAACACGACAACGCGGCCGUCUUUCUGCUCAAAAAUGGUGCUGAUCCUACAGUUAGAAUGCCUGAGAGUAAGAAUUGUUUGGAAUUGGCCGUUGAAUGUGGUCUAUUGGAGACAGUUCGAUGCUUAUGCAAAUCGGGUGCGAAUCUGGAUUGGCGAGAUCCGCUCACUGGCUUACCACCGUUGUGGAGUGCCGUAAGUCAAGCAGCGAGCGAAUUGAUUUGUUUGAUUCGAUGGUUUGAAAUUUUGUGUUGGUGGAAAAUUUUGGAUUCAUUUAUAGGUUCAUUUGACGUGGCUGCAGUUUUGGUGGAGCAUGGAUGUGAUACCAAUGGAUGGGCGUACAGUGACGACCGUACCUAUACACAAACAUUACUGCAUCGUGCAAUCGACUUGAAUCUAACAGACGCAGCGAUUUUCUUGAUUCAGAAGGAUCGAUACGGGGCCAGUGCGCUCGGAUUGGCCAUGCAGAAACGUUACAAUCAAGCCGCUGAAGCAAUCGUACAGAAGGCACCUCAUGCUGUGAUGCAGAAAAGCGAUUCUUUUGAUCUUUCAUUUCGACGAUCAAUCAAAUUUUUCAUUGUGCAUUCAUUACAGAUGAACGGAAGCGGUGAGAAUCUGCUUCAUAGUGCCGUACGAAGUGGUGACUUGGAAUCGGUGUUGUUUCUGUUGGCACUUCAGAUUGACGUGAAUGUUUUGACACAAGACGCAUCCAGAGUUACGGCUCUACAUCUGUGCGCACAAACUGGUAGCGAAAUGAUUUUGAGGAAUUUGAUAUUAGCCGGUGCUGAGGUGAACGCAACAUCAGCAAAAGGCUUCACACCGUUGCACGUGGCAGCUUACAAUAAUCACGAAGCGUUGUGUGUAAUCUUAAUGGAGAACGGCGCAUUCCCGAAUCUAAUCGACCAAGAGGGAAAUACCCCGCUACAUGCAGCCGUUCUUCAGGGAAGCGUCUCGGCCGUCAAUGUGCUGCUGGGCAAUCCUGAGGUGAAUGCUCGAGCCAUCAACAAAAGACAGCAAACACCGUUGAUAUUGGCUGCUGGCACGACGGCCGCAUCGAAUUCCUUGGAUAUCCUUCAGAUGUUCUUAAGUCACGAUCCUGAAUAUCCCAUUGACGCUCCGGAUUCGAACGGAAAUACACUAUUCUUAUUGGCUUAUAUGAAUGGCAAUUCGGAGCUUUGUAAAGCGGUGCUUCGCUAUGGUGUUUGUAUGGGCGUAACGAACAACUUUGGUGUGUCGAGAAAACAAUUCAAAUAUGGUCACAUUUUACUGGAUAUUUAUAUUGUUGUUUUCGUUUCAGAUAGUCUAGAAAGAGAGCCAAGAUGGGCUGAUGGUGAUACGUGUUCAGAAUGUGGUAAUAAAUUCACGUUAACAAUGCGAAAACAUCAUUGCAGGUAA